CUCCUCCUCCUGUGUCCCACGUGACCGGCCUCGCCAUGAGCCGUCUGGUGCAGCCACCGGUCAAACUUUAAAGCCUUCAGGCCCUCCUCCUUCCCCCAUCUCUCUCUUCUCUCUCUCUGAGCAAGCCAGCAGUGGGUCGCCGGACGCCAUGGAGAGCAGCGGCGAGGUGCAGAGAUCGCUGCAGGCGGCGGCGCAGGGGCUGCGGUGGACGUACGCCCUCCUCUGGCAGCUCUGCCCCGACCAAGGCGCGCUGGUGUGGGCGGAGGGGCACUACAACGGCGCCAUCAAGACGCGCAAGACGGUGCAGCCGGCCGUCGCCCAGGCGCAGGCACAGGCGCCGGCGCCGGCGGCGGAGGCGGCCGACCAGGCCCGCAGCCGGCAGCUGCGGGAGCUGUUCGACUCGCUGGCCAGGGAGGCUGCCGCGGGCGGCGGGACGGGCUUCAGGGACGUCCACGGCUGCGCCCAGGAGGCUCGGCGGCCCAGCGCGGCGCUGGCGCCGGAAGACCUAACGGAGACGGAGUGGUUCUAUCUCAUGUCAGCCUCCUACUCCUUCCCUCCCGGCGUCGGGUUACCUGGAAGGGCCUUUGCAAGGGGAGGGCACGUAUGGCUUAGUAGAGCAAAUGAAGUUGACAGCAAGGCCUUCUCAAGAGCCAUACUUGCCAAGAGUGCAGGAAUCAAGACGGUGUUAUGCAUUCCGAUUGUCGACGGUGUCCUGGAAAUCGGGACCACAGAAAAGGUGGAGGAAGACAUAGGUUUAGUCCAGUAUGCAAUGGCCAUCUUCAUGGAUCAACAAGAAACCCACAUGAUCCCCAGCAUCUGCCAUUCCAACCAAACCAGUCACAUUGAUCAGCAGUCAUUCCAAACACAGAGGAAGGCACACACUGGUGACUUGAAGCCGGAGCCAAACAAGCUCAACCCAGCAUACGAGGAUGAUGAAAUGGAGUACGACGACGACGACGAGAUCGACGCGGAAUGCGCGUCGGUUUCGGAAACCAACGCCGGAAGGGAUUACUGCCGGCAUGGUCCACCGAACAUUGCAGUCAAUGCAGAUCAUGCAACACAUGAUGCAGCAGGGAGCAGCGAGCUGAUGCAGGUUGAGAUGUCAGAGAGGGCGAGGGAUGGCUGCUCAAGCAACCUCGGCGAUGAGAUCCAAAUGCUGAUGGUCUGCCAGAACGGUGCUAAUGAUGAGCCCUGGCAUUUUCUAUAUGAGGAGUUAUGCGGUGGCUACCCUCAGUCGUCAGCUGCAGGUGAAAACCAAGCAACGGCUGAGAAUGCUCACUACGCACAGACAGUCUCGUUGAUCCUGCAUCGCAACAACGCCCUCGGACAAGCCGACGGCCGAAGCACCGGGUCCUACCUGGCAGUCUCGCACCAAUCUUCGUUCUCGAGAUGGGAUGCAACUGCAAGCAUCCAUGGACGCACGGUCACCGGAGGCAUCAACCGGCAGAAGAUGCUCAAGAGUGUCCUCCUGUUCUUCAGUGCCGCCUGCAACAGGCCACCUGGGGAUCUGAGGUGCGACGAAGGCGGCGCGCGCAGGGAGGUCGACUUCGGCGCCAGCCAUGUCAUGCAGGAGCGGAAGAGAAGAGAGAAGCUCAACGAGAGGUUCAUCAUCCUGCGUUCCCUGGUGCCCUUCGUCACCAAGAUGGACAAGGCGUCGAUACUCGGGGACACGAUCGAGUACGUGAAGCAGCUGACGAAACGCGUCCAGGACCUCGAGUCCUCUGCGGCCAGGCAGCAGGGGUCGUCGGAGAAGCGUGCGGUGCUGACGGGCAUGGAAGGGGCCAGCAGCAGCAGCAGCGGCAGCAGCAGCAGCACCCCGGUGGCCACGGACGUGCAGGUCUCCAUCAUCGAGAGCGACGCGCUGCUGGAGCUCCGGUGCCCGGACCGGCGCGGCCUGCUGGUGACCAUCAUGCAGGCGCUCCAGGAGCAGCUCCGGCUCGAGGUCACCUCCGUCCAGGCGUCGUCGGACCACGGCGUGCUGCUCGCGGAAAUGCGCGCCAAGGUGAGGGAGCUGCAUGGGAGGAGGAGCAGCAUUUCUCAAGUGAAGAGAGCGAUCCAUCUCAUCAUCUCAUCGGGAUGAGUGGAUGCGCAGCAGAUUUGUAGCCUCUCCCUUGAUGCUUAUGCGUCAACAAAAGGCGCCCUUUAUCAAACCAAAAAUGUCUGUUAAUAUAAAAGGCACUUGAACGGCCACUUCCUUGAUUUGUUUUGCUCUCUUGUUAACAAAUGCUCUUUGUUUUGAAUUUCUCAUAAAUAAAGAUCUUGAUCUCA
Hordeum vulgare subsp. vulgare (domesticated barley) is the source of this 2268-nucleotide messenger RNA. Its product is annotated as transcription factor BHLH42. The record is from RefSeq and is a predicted model, not a curated record. Gene Ontology annotation, molecular function: protein dimerization activity. Lineage: Eukaryota; Viridiplantae; Streptophyta; Magnoliopsida; Poales; Poaceae. The transcript is spliced from 9 exons. The coding region runs from base 149 to 2080 and encodes 643 amino acids.